Molecule: messenger RNA, 4498 nt
Organism: Gallus gallus (chicken)
Lineage: Eukaryota; Metazoa; Chordata; Aves; Galliformes; Phasianidae
Gene: ZNF770
Product: zinc finger protein 770
Exons: 3
Coding region: 355-2520 (721 amino acids)
Source: RefSeq, a predicted model, not a curated record
AUCCGGGCGGAAGCGUUUUCGCGACGGCAGGCACGAGUGGGCUGGAGAUGGUGUACUUGUGGUGAAUGUUUCUAUAAUGCUUUGAAAAAUAGAUGGAAAACAGAGGCAGAUGGGGUGCACUAGCCUUGAGGAGCUUGACGCUGAUUUCUGUGUUAAAGAUCUCGUUUCUGGUACACUUUUCCCUUGGUGUGGCAUGCUAACCUUGUCCCCAAAGAAGGACAGGAGCCUGUGGUAUCUCUGGUAAGAAAACUUACAGCUUUUACAGCCUGCCGCUUUAGUGCACAAUUGAUGAUUUCACAUGAAAUACUCACCUGAAGAAAUUAGCAGUAGGCAAGGUAUAACUGCGUUUUAACAAUGUUAAGAAUUCAGCAUUGUGUAACAGCUAACAGGAUACCCAAGAAAAAGCCACACAUUUGUGACAUUUGCUAUAAGCAGUUUGAAACUCCAUCAAAAUUAGCAAGACAUUAUCUGAUACAUACUGGUCAAAAGCCAUUUGAAUGUCAUGUGUGCUAUAAAACAUUUAGGCAGUUAGUCCAUCUGGAGAGGCAUCAGUUGACCCAUAAUCUGCCUUUUAAGUGUAAUUUUUGUCAUAGACACUUCAAAAAUGUAAUUACAUUAUUGAAGCAUCAGCAGCUUCAUAAUGAAAAGUAUCAGAAUUGUAUCAAGCAAGAAGAAAAAUCUGUGAGUUCUGAGCAGGAUGGGGUCACUUGUGGCAUAUUUCGAUGUUCUGUGUGCUGGAAGUCUUUUACAACUGAAGAGAGAUGGAUGCUGCAUCAGUGUCAGAAGGCAGAUUGUCUACAUGGUACCAGAAGGAGAAUGAAAACUCACCCUUGUGAAUUGUGUAACAAGACAUUUCCAUCGAGAUCAAAGCUAGAACGGCACUUCCUUAUUCACACUGGCCAGAAACCUUUUAAGUGUUCUUCGUGUGGCAAAUCUUUCAGACAGUCAACGCAUUUGAAAAUCCAUCAGCUCAUGCAUACUGAAGAGAGACCUUUUCAGUGCUGCUUUUGUCAGAAGGGAUUUAAAAUACAGAGCAAACUCAUGAAGCACAAACAACUCCAUGCCAGAAAUAAGUCUGUCUCCAAUAUCAUAUACAAAGGAAAAACUAAACAUCUCAGACCACAGAAACUGUCAGAAGGAAGGAUGGAUAGUUUUGAGAAUGCUGACACAUUCAAAUUGCAGGAGAAUGAUCCACAUGAUGUUUAUUUGAUUUAUGUCGUACCGUUUCAGUGUCCAGUGUGUGAGCAGUGUUUUGAAACAGAGGAAGUCCUAAAUUUGCAUAAAUGUUAUCUAAGAGAUGAGAAAAGCCCAAGUUGCACAACAGCAUGCAGCCGCACAGUCAGCAUGAAAAGCAAAAUCCUGAUGAAGCUGAAGCGCACUGGAGGAAAGCUAUCAGAUUUUUCAGUGACUGGCAGAGAAAAAAUGAAAUCAGGUCACCUUAGGAGUCCUGACCUGCUUGCAGUUAGAGAGCAGCAAUCUGAUAUGAAUGCUUCCACUAAAUCUUUCAGGGACUGCUGUAGCAAGCGCGACCUAUGCAAGGCAGUCAAUUGGAUGAAAAGAAGGUUUGCUGUGCCAUUACUCUGGCAAGAGCACCUAGAACCUCUCAAAGUAGGAAUAAAUUUAGACGGUGUGCUUACUGGUGAAAGCAUGUUAAGCAUCAGUGAUGGAGUGCGUAAUAGGGAUGAUGCUUUUUAUGGUUCAUCAGAUGAUGGCUUCUUUGAUAAUUCAGAAAUACUUCACUAUGCUUUUUCAGCUCCUUCUAAAAAUACACAUAACAGACACAAAGUGUGUAAAUGUGACAGAUGUGAAAAAAUAUUUCCGUCUUCAUCCAAACUUCAAAGACAUUACCUUAUACACACAGGACAGAAGCCCUUUGGCUGUAAUGUUUGUGGGAAGACAUUUAGACAGUCAGCUCACUUAAAAAGACAUCAGCUCACCCAUACUGAAAAUAACUAUAAAACCCCUGUUUGCCAGGUAGAGUUUGGAAAUCUGAACAAAUUCUUCAAUCAUCAGGAAGAUCACAUUGAAUUUGAGUCUUCUCCCCCUGUGAGUUAUUCAGAUUAUUCUCAAGCACCUUCACAGGCACCUGGCUUUCAAGAAUUUGAGCUGACUCAGUCAAAUCAAGCAGCUGAAAUCAAAGUUGAAAUUGAGUCAGGGGCCUUUGUUCUUGACACUGGCAGUAGAAACACAGAGCCUUAUUUGUGUAGUAAAUUGAUGGAAACGGAGCAAAGCUGUUAUAGUUACUGGCACGAUUUUUCUGAAAGUAUUGAAAGAAGAAAACUGUAUCAGUGCAGUCUCUGCUUUAAGACAUUUAAAUCAUUUUCUAAGCUUGAAAGACAUUACUUCAUGCAUGCUGGACAGAAGCCAUUUGAAUGUUCAGUUUGUGGUAAAAGUUUCCGACAGUCUCCACAUUUGAAAAGACAUCACCUUACUCACUUUAAAGAGAGGUUAAAGCUGAGUUCCAGUCAGCAACAAUCAGAGGAUACAUUGUUUUCGUUGAACCUGGAUACCGUCCCCUGAAAUUAUACAUUAAUAUUUUUGAUUGCAUGAUUAUUGAAAGGAUUAUGUUGAACUGAACAAGAUUAUCUUUUUAUGUUGUGAAGACGACCUGAUAAGUUAAUCUGCUCUUUUCAGAACUGCCCACUUGUUUAUAAUAUCUGGUAACUAUGAGAAGAUGGUAAAAACAAAGCAAUAAAAAAGUUCCUUCACAUUUGUUUUCUUCAAAUGUGGUUUUAAAUACGCAUUCUUACUGUAUUGGUGGUGUCAUGGCAAUCUGCAGUGCUCUGUACUUUUUCCUGUAUAAUAUUUUUAUGAUGCUAAAGCUGCUCAGUGAUAAUUAUCAAAAAGUAAAGAUAAAAAGGCAACUUCUGAAAUAAAGGAAAAAUGGUCCUGCUGCAUUCUUCUGGCUCCCUGUACAUUGCAAGCAUUAAAAUGUUGCAUACAUUUGCUGUAUUUAGUUCAUGCUUUUUUCCAAAAGAGUAGAAGUUAAUUUUGGAUGAACUAGAUGCAGAAAAAAAGAACAAGCUGAAGAAGUGGAAAAUAAUAUUUGAUGAGGAAAAACUGUUGACUAGCAUUAUAGAACAGUUAAUAGAGGAAAAAAACUAACUGCACAUUUGUAACGUGCUUGGAGAUCUAUGGGUGAGAAAUUACAUCCUUUCCUUAUUAAUGGUAAAAUGAAUGGGUAGUGCUAAAGUAGUAAAAGGGAUUGAUAAAAACCCUGCUACUUCAUUAUUUCCACUUCUUGCAGAAUCCCUUUUUUGUACUUUUUUCAUGCAAUGUUGAAUUAUUUUUCUGCAAGCAAAGAAAACAAAAAAAUAUCAUGGAUAAUACAUGUGCAGUUAUUUGUUCCUUCUGUUGUGCAUAUUGUACCAGUAAAAGAAACGUUCUCUUAGGUAUUAUAAACCAGACAAGUAGUUUUGUUGGGAAAUCAUGUUCUUACAUUAAAUACAGGAGACUAAAAAUAAUUUUUCAUUCUACUUAAGUAAUUUUGGUUUUGUGAAUAAAAUCCGUGGUUAUACUUCUGGUAAGUAGAGAGCUUUACCUGUGGCUCAUGUGGGUUUGGCAAAAAGUGUAAGUGCAGUGGAGCUUUAAUCGUUGACAAAAAAAAAGUUUCUUUUUUUCUUUUUCUUUCUUUCUUUUUUUUUUUUUUUUCCCCCCGAAGAAUCAUCAUAGAAUCACAGAAUGACUUAGGUUGGAAGGGACUUAAAGAUCAUCUAGUUCCAACACACCUGCCAUGGGCAGGGAUGCCAUCCACCAGAUCAGGCUGCCCAGGUCCCCAUCCAACCUGACAUUAAACACCUCCUGGGAUGGUGCAUCCACAGCUUCUCUGGGCAUCCUGCUCCAGUGCCUCACCACCUUCUGUGUAAAGAAUUUCUUCCUAACAUCUAACCUAAACUUUUGGUAUGUUUUCCUUUGUUAUGUAACUUCUGAAUAUUUCAAUCCUUAGGUUUUUAAUCCUACAUCUAAAUUAACAUAACUAUAAGUUCUGUAUGUAAACUAUUUUUUUUUUUGUCUUGAAGUGAUUUCUCUAGGUCUUGCUGUGGCAUAAGCUUUGUAGCACUUGAUAUAAAUGAAGUGAAGGAUGAAGAGAGUUCUUACCAUAUUUUUGUGUGUGUUAUUAUUUCCCGCUUUCAGAGAGAAUGAAAUACUAUGAUUUUCAUACGACAGGCUAAUUCGGUAUCUUAAGAAGAACUGUGGUUAUAUACUAGUAUUUUUUUCUUCCCAUGUGAAUUGCUUCGUAUUGAAAGAGAAUACUUCAUAAAAUGUUUUGAAAGUGUAUUGUAGAGCUCUUAAAAUAUUUGUAAUAAACUAUUUUAUUUAUAUUGCACUUUUAUUGUAUACUUUAUGUGCAAACCAGUGUGUUGCAACUAUAUAACAUUCAGUAUGCAGAGAAGUUAGACUAGGUAUUAGAAUAAUUUAAAACUUUGCAUGUUAGAACAGACAGGUUUCCUUUCAGAUUUUUUUGCUAUAUAAAUAAAGUUAAAUAUUUUUAAAGAGA